GGUGGCGUGCGUCGAGGUGACGGAGCGGGCCGGACGCGUCCCUUUGUUGGCUCAGCGGCGCCUGUGAGGAGCGGCGGCGGCGGCGGGUGCUUGUGAUCGGUCCGCCGAAGGGAGGCGGCCAGGCCGAAGCCUUCGGAUCCCGGUGGGGCCGCCCCGCUCGCGGCCCGUCUCGCCGCCUCGCGUGCUCCAGCCCGCGCCGCCAUGGACUCGGACGAAGGCUACAACUAUGAGUUCGACGAGGACGAGGAGUGCAGCGAGGACAGCGGCGCCGAGGAGGACGACGACGAGCCCGACGACGACGAGGACGAGCCCGACGACGACAACCUCGACCUGGGCGAGGUGGAGCUGGUCGAGCCCGGGCUGGGCGUGGGCGGCGAGCGCGACGGGCUGCUGGGCGGCGAGACGGGCGGCCUGGGGCCCGGCGGCGGCGGCCUGGGCGGCAGCGGGCUGGGCGGGCCAGGCCCGGGCGGCGGCGGCGGCGGCGGCGGCGGGCUGGGCCACGAACAGGAGGAGGAUUACCGCUACGAGGUGCUGACGGCCGAGCAGAUCCUGCAGCACAUGGUGGAGUGCAUCCGAGAGGUCAACGAGGUCAUCCAGAAUCCAGCAACCAUCACCAGGAUACUCCUUAGUCAUUUCAACUGGGAUAAAGAAAAGCUGAUGGAGAGGUACUUUGAUGGCAACCUGGAGAAGCUGUUUGCAGAAUGUCACGUCAUAAAUCCUAGUAAAAAGUCUCGAACACGUCAAAUGAACACAAGAUCAUCUGCGCAGGACAUGCCAUGUCAGAUCUGCUAUCUCAACUAUCCUAAUUCGUAUUUUACUGGCUUGGAGUGUGGACAUAAGUUUUGCAUGCAGUGCUGGAGCGAAUAUUUAACUACCAAAAUAAUGGAGGAGGGCAUGGGACAGACAAUUUCAUGCCCAGCUCACGGCUGUGAUAUCUUGGUUGAUGACAAUACAGUUAUGCGCCUGAUCACAGAUUCAAAAGUUAAAUUAAAGUACCAGCAUUUAAUAACGAAUAGUUUUGUAGAGUGCAAUCGACUGUUAAAAUGGUGUCCUGCUCCAGAUUGCCACCAUGUUGUUAAAGUACAGUAUCCUGAUGCUAAGCCCGUUCGCUGUAAAUGUGGCCGUCAGUUUUGUUUUAACUGCGGGGAGAACUGGCAUGAUCCUGUUAAGUGCAAGUGGUUAAAGAAAUGGAUUAAGAAGUGUGAUGAUGACAGUGAAACUUCUAACUGGAUUGCUGCAAACACAAAGGAAUGCCCCAAAUGCCACGUGACCAUAGAAAAAGAUGGUGGCUGCAACCACAUGGUCUGUCGGAACCAGAAUUGUAAAGCAGAGUUUUGCUGGGUGUGUCUUGGCCCAUGGGAGCCGCAUGGAUCUGCCUGGUACAACUGCAAUCGCUACAAUGAGGAUGAUGCCAAGGCAGCAAGAGAUGCCCAAGAGCGAUCUAGAGCCGCCCUGCAGAGGUACCUCUUCUACUGCAACCGUUACAUGAACCACAUGCAGAGCCUGCGCUUUGAGCACAAACUCUACGCCCAAGUCAAGCAAAAGAUGGAGGAGAUGCAGCAGCACAACAUGUCAUGGAUCGAAGUCCAGUUCCUAAAGAAAGCGGUCGAUGUCCUCUGCCAGUGCCGUGCCACGCUCAUGUACACCUACGUCUUUGCCUUCUACCUCAAAAAGAAUAAUCAGUCCAUUAUCUUUGAGAAUAAUCAAGCAGAUUUGGAAAAUGCAACCGAGGUCCUUUCUGGGUAUCUGGAACGAGAUAUAUCUCAAGAUUCACUGCAGGAUAUAAAGCAGAAAGUGCAAGAUAAAUACAGAUACUGCGAGAGUCGACGAAGGGUGUUAUUGCAACAUGUGCAUGAAGGCUAUGAGAAGGACCUGUGGGAGUAUAUUGAGGACUGAAAGUGGCCUGCAUAAAACGGACUCUGAAAAUCUUUUCCCAUCUAGAGUGCUCAUACAAUUAAAACAACCCCCCCCACACACAAAAGGGCACGACGCCUAUUACACCGCUGGUCUGUAGUACCGGAAUUCUGUUUUUUUGUUAAUGGAAAAAUUUAAGUAAAUUAUAUUGUAAUAAAAAAAAGGUAGAUAAACCAUUGUACAACAGUAUUCUAGGUGGCCAGUAAGUGUGACAGACGCACUAAAAACCAAACCGCCCUCCCAACUUUAACUUGUAACGUAGCUUCAUUCUCCAAGCUGACUUUUUUUCUCCUCCUCCUGUGCAUAUGACAGAUGAAAUUUAAAACAGUUUCUUGACACUGCUUUUCAUGUCCGACCAGCCAUUUUGAUGUACUUUGGUAUGAGAUUUCCCCACACCCGCCCCCCCUUCCCUCCUGCUCCCCGUACACAUACACCGGUUCAUGGGUGAAUGUUGUUUGGCUUAUUGUAAAGAAGAUUUGGGGAGGGGGGAGGAAGGGCACAAACAAGGAAAAACUUUGUAUAUGACUUUUAAAAAAAAAAACAAAAACAAAAGAGGACAACACAGUAUUUUUCAAAAUUGUAAAUAGCGCAUAUGCAUGGACAAAGAGCAAGCGUGGCACGUGUUUGCAUAAUGUUUAAUUACAAAAAUAUUUAUUCUUUAAAAACCUUCAAGAUGUCUA
Candoia aspera is the source of this 2594-nucleotide messenger RNA. RefSeq names its product ariadne RBR E3 ubiquitin protein ligase 1 (gene ARIH1). The transcript is spliced from 14 exons. Gene Ontology annotation, biological process: protein polyubiquitination; ubiquitin-dependent protein catabolic process; positive regulation of proteasomal ubiquitin-dependent protein catabolic process. Lineage: Eukaryota; Metazoa; Chordata; Lepidosauria; Squamata; Candoiidae. Gene Ontology annotation, molecular function: ubiquitin conjugating enzyme binding; ubiquitin protein ligase activity; zinc ion binding. The record is from RefSeq and is a predicted model, not a curated record. Gene Ontology annotation, cellular component: nucleus; ubiquitin ligase complex; cytoplasm. Bases 202 to 1896 code for a protein of 564 amino acids.